This is a messenger RNA of Labeo rohita (rohu), 4417 nucleotides long. RefSeq names its product potassium channel, subfamily K, member 13a (gene kcnk13a). Bases 477 to 1709 code for a protein of 410 amino acids. Gene Ontology annotation, biological process: stabilization of membrane potential; potassium ion transmembrane transport. The record is from RefSeq and is a predicted model, not a curated record. The transcript is spliced from 2 exons. NCBI's taxonomy places the organism in Eukaryota, Metazoa, Chordata, Actinopteri, Cypriniformes, Cyprinidae. Gene Ontology annotation, cellular component: membrane. Gene Ontology annotation, molecular function: potassium ion leak channel activity.
UCUACUAAACUUGAGGCACAUCGUGAAUAUCUCCAGAGUUCUUCCGAGUUUAGGCUGUGUAAACUGUUUUUAAAGCUUUGUAAAGUAGUUCUAGCUGCACAAAAUCAACAGUUGUAUCCAGUAUUGUAAGAUCUUUCCCAGAGCUCACGCUUGAUGGACGUACUAACGACUGAAGUGGGUUGAAAGAAGGUAUAAAGGCUUUUCGAGGCGACCUAGCGAGAUUCAUCAUAUGAGAUGAGCUGAACUACUAGAUCCACCCACAGUCUCAUCUAUGAGGAUUUCAGCUGGCACUAAAUCCAUUCUCAGAGGAUGGUAUGAGCAUCUCUCAUCAUCAUUGCUCAUAUGCAGUGCGUUUGGUGUACAUGCAGCCCAAGAAUAAUGGAAGAAGAGGAAGUUUCUUACAGUUGCGUGCCCACCAGCGUGAAAUGUAAGAUGUGGAGACUUUAUUACCAGUCCUGUCCAGCAGUUGUCACAUAAUGGCAUGUAGAGGAUCGUGCUGCUGUGGUCCUGUGAAUGAAGAUAAUGCGAGGUUCAUAAUGUUGCUGCUCCUCAUCAUCCUCUACCUCCUGUGCGGAGCCGCGGUCUUUUCAGCUCUGGAGCAUCCCAAGGAGAAACAGGCGAAGGAAAAGUGGGCUCAGAGGUUUGAGCUUUUCAGUCAAAAGUACAAUCUAAACAAAAGUGAUCUGGAGAAGUUCUUGAGACAUUAUGAAGAGGCGAACAUGGCAGGAAUACGGGUGGAUACUCUCAGACCACGCUGGGAUUUUACCGGAGCCUUUUACUUUGUCGGCACUGUAGUUUCCACCAUCGGGUUUGGAAUGACCACACCAGCCACUGUCGGUGGCAAAAUCUUCCUGAUCUUUUAUGGCCUCAUUGGCUGUGCAGCCACCAUUUUAUUUUUUAAUCUCUUCCUGGAAAGAAUAAUAACAGUGCUGGCUUUUGUUCUCAAAUCCUGCCAUGAAGUCCAACGGCGACGUAAAGGAGUUUUACCUCACGACAGCAGACAAGACUCGAGCAACGCGAGGCUAAAUCGUGAAGACAGUCUCGCAGGAUGGAAGCCUUCAGUGUAUUGUGUGAUGUUGAUCCUUUGCGUGGCAGCAAUAAUAAUUUCUUGUUGUGCUUCGGCGAUGUAUUCCUCAAUCGAGGGAUGGGGAUAUUUGGAUUCACUCUACUUCUGUUUUGUGGCAUUCAGCACUAUUGGUUUCGGGGAUAUGGUCAGCAGCCAGCGGGCCAGUUACGAAAACCAAACCGUCUACCGAGUCGGCAAUUUCUUUUUUAUUUUAAUGGGCGUUUGCUGCAUCUACUCGCUAUUCAAUGUCAUCUCCAUUGUUAUCAAGCAGGUGCUCAACUGGCUCCUGAAAAAGCUUGAGAUACCAUGUCGUCACUGCCCCGGGAGGUCUCUCCGGCCUCGUAGAAAUGCAGUAAUGCCCGGCCACGUCCGAACACGUGUUCGCAACAUAUCCAUAGACACAGACGCAGUGAACGACAGCGAGACGGAUGGACGCAGAAUGUCCGGAGAGAUGAUCUCCAUGAGAGACUUCCUGGCGGCUAAUAAGGUCAACUUGGCGAUCAUGCAGAAACAACUGUCUGAGACUGCCAACGGCCAUCCUAGGCCAUGCGGGUCAACAAAUAGGCACAAUGGAUUCUCUGGUGGCGUCGGAGCCUUGGGUAUAAUGAAUAAUAGGCUUGCAGAAACCAGUGUGGACAGAUAAAUAUAAGCAAACACAACACAAUGGCUUUAUGAAAAGCCAGAUUGCACUGCCCAUAGUUUAGCUACUAUUACUUUUAUAUUACAGAUGUAGGCACGUACGCAAGUCUCUUUCUUAUGUGUGUUGAAUGCUGUAGUUGAAAUAUCCAUUGCUGCUCUAAAGGGAAAGAGAACGGAGAACUGAAGCUCAGGUCUGUUUCUAAGAUUGAUGUGCUGGGAGAGGCUUUGCUGCACAAAGUUUUGAGUCAUACUCUUAUGAUUGCAGUUGUUUUUUUCUUUUUGUUUGUGGUUGGAGGAUGUUGCAAUCAGGUUGAGCACUUUGUAAGAAAAAAAUGCAUGGAUACCAUGCUGGUGGAGCUACAGUGGGGUCCAAAGUCUGAGACCACUAGUGUAAAGGUAUAUUUUCCAUUAUUUUUCAAAAUUAAAUAUUUGUUAGAUUAUGCGCAUAAUAAUUUGAAUGAAAUAUAAACUGAAAAAUAAACAUGAAAGCUGAAAUAAUAUAAGAAUAAAUAAGCUUUCCAUUAAUGUAUGGUUGUAUAUUAAUGUAUAUUGUACAUUAAUGUAUAUAUUUGUUAUGAUAGGACAAUGUUUGGCUGAGAUAGAAGUAUUUGAAAAUCUGAGGGUGCAAAAAAAUCUAAAUACUGAGAAAAUCACCUUUGAAGUUCUUAGCAAUGCAUAUUACUAAUCAAAAAAAUAAGUUUUGAUAUAUUUAUGGCAGGAAAUUUACAGUAUAUCUUCAUGGAACAUGGUCUUUACUUAAUAUCCUAAUGAUUUUUGGCAUAAAAGAACAAAAAAACAAUAAUUUUGACCCAUACAAUGUAUUUUUGGCUAUUGCUACUGAUAUACCUGUACUACUUAAGACUGGUUUUGUGGUUGAGGGUUACAUAUUUAAUUAGUGACCAAGAAAUAGUUCUGAAUCUUAAGUAUUAAAUAUAUUAAAUAUAACACACACACUACCAUUCAAAAAUGUGGAUUUAAAAAAAAAAUAAUAAUAAUAAUACUCAUUCAGCACGGAUGCAGUAAAUUUACACUAAAAAUAAACUUAUUUAAACUUUUAAACUUACAAAAUAUUUCUAUUGCAAAUAAAUGCUGUGCUUUUGAACUUCAGUUCAUCAAGAAUCCUUUUAAAACAUUUAUCAUGAUUUCCGCAAAAAUAUUAGGCAGCAUGACUGUUUGUAAUAUUGAUAAUAAAUGUUUCUUGAGUACCAUAUCAGCCAGCCGGGUCUCAUGAUGAAAACGUACCUGUGGGAACGUUUUCGCAAGACGCGAAAUACGUACCAGUACGUAUCACAGCAGUUCCCAACAGAAAUGUCCACUGAGUGGCACUAAAAGAGUGUUGUUCGAGUUUUUUUCCCCAUAACAGAAGAACGUCCUUAUGGAAUGUUUUGUGUGACGUUGGUUUUGUACGUGUCACGACAGUUCUGACUUUAAAUGUCCAUUGAGUACUGUUAUAAUGCUAAUGCUCCGUGACGUUUUAAAACAACCUACCCACUGCACUACACCUAAACCUACCCCAUAGUAUGAACAAAAGCGAAUGUGACCUAAGAACUCAAUCGCAAGCAUGCCGUUUUAUCUUGUUUGAUGAUCUCUCAUCAUUAGUCAUGUUUUAUCAUGAUUCGUACCCAAGGAUUCCUAAGUCCUAAGUCCAAUUCCGUGUUGUCUGGGCUACCAAGCAAGCUUGUUAUGUUUACAAAACAUAUGGAGCUGUAAUUAUACUUGUGUCUGAAAACGAUUACAAGUUGUCGUUGUUUUACCACCUCUAGUGGACAUUUCUGUUGGAAACUGCAGUGAUAUGUACCUAUUGGUACAUAUUUCGCCUUCAUCAUGAGAUCAGUUAGAUAUCAGCAUAUUAGAAUGGUUUCUAAUAAAAAAAAAAAAAAAAAUUUUACAAUAUAUCCACCUUAUUCUUCAAUGUAAAAGUAAGGCUAUGGGCGAAACUUCUGGUUCAUUAGCCAUCAAAUUUACAAAUGGCCGCGGCCACUCUUAUGGGGAAAAUAAGGUGGAUUAAUUGUAAUAAUAUUUUACAUUAUUACUGUUUUUACUGUAUUAUCAAAUAAAUGCAUCCUUGAUGAUCACAAGUGACUUAAAACAACAAAAAUUGAAACACAAAAUCUUACUGACCCCAAACUUUUGAAUAUGCAUGCAUGCAUGAAUGGGGUCUGAGAUUUUCAUUGUGGUGUCAGACUUUUGGACUCCUCUUCCUGUCAGCUUCUGACACUUUCUAGUGGAGCAUUUCUUUUUAGGUUCUGCUGAAGGAUCUAAGUGAUAAGGUGAUGAAAAUUACAUUCAUCCACCAGUAGCUUAUUAUCCUCUUCACUGUGCAGGUAUGUAGAUAAAGGCAUGAGGUGCGACAGUUAUGAGAGCCAGACAGCUCACAUGCCAUCUGUUUCAUGACGUUUUACUGCAGAUACUUCAGAGUAUCUAGCAGCUGUAAAAAAUUCAUGACACCUAUAUUGAUUGCUUGAAUUGCUUAUCAGGUAUUUCAGUUGUACUGAAACGAAUGUUUCUUGCGCCACCAGAAGCGCACAGAACAAAACGGGCCAUGUCGUUUUGGACUGUUCAUGAAAUAUGUGCAAUGCCAAAAUGGGUAUGAUGCAGGACAUCAGAUCAUUUUCUCCAGCACUUUGUAUCUUCAACUUUGAAACCUGCUUUAUUUAAAGAUGAAUGAUUGUAUGUAGAGGUGUAACGCAUGAUGAAUUAAUAAAAUAUGAU